This is a messenger RNA of Caenorhabditis auriculariae, 3329 nucleotides long. Lineage: Eukaryota; Metazoa; Nematoda; Chromadorea; Rhabditida; Rhabditidae. The record is from the annotation of a GenBank genome assembly.
AUGCUGCUCCAAUACAGGCAGACGAACUGUUCGCAAUGGCCGGAUCAGUGCCCUUUCAUCACCUUUCUGGUCUUCUCCGAGCUGUGUCUCCUCUCCCACAACAGCCUCUGCUUCAUCGUCGGCAUCUACGUCGUCCAUCUGACCCCGUUUCAUUUCAACCUGAAGGUCUUGCUCUUCACCCUCUUCAGCAACUAUUUCCUCUCAAUCGCCUCGAGAUGCCUCGUCAUUUUAUACGAGAACGAGUGGAUCACUUUGGAGGGUCAGUUGAGAAUUUUUAUGUUUUAUCAGCUUUAAUUAUGAAAUUAUUUAAUUUUACAAGCUGAAGACGUCUUGUUUCCAUGAAGUUUAGUUUUUGAAUAUAUGUUGAAAAUGGUGAAAGUGAGGCUACUGAAGUUGGGAAUUUUUCGGGAUGUUCUACUUGUUUUACUAGAAAAAAGGGUACUCGGAAAUCUUUUAGUGGCCACCUCAGGGUUUCAACGUUUUAGGGGCCACUAUAAUCGCUCUUUUAGUGGCAACUUAAGUAAAUCAAUUUCAGUGGCCUCUUUAGAAGUCCAAGUGAUGCUACUAGACCACUAAAGAACACUGCAGUGGCCACUAAAACGCAAAACGGGGGCUUCUAUAGAGGUCGUUUUAAGGGCCACUUUAGUGUCCUCUCCAAGUAGUCCUUGAAGAACGUCUUAAGUGGCCACUAGAGUGUUUUCUAGUAAAUUUUAUUUAGACUGGAAAAUACCGGAAAAUUUUGCUGUAGCAAGACCUACGUACGAUUCGAUAAUUUUAAAAAUACUUAAAAUGAAACCGAUGAUUUUUUUACCAUUAAAUUUUACCUAAAACUUGUUUUGGGCAUCCCAGGAGCAUAAAUCCAUCUUUUCAAAUCGGAUUUUGGCGCUUUUCCAGCAGUUUUUAAAGCUUAUUGUACAUUAAAAUCGACUCUUUGGGUGAAUUUAAAGUAGUUUUGCCCCUUAUAAACUAAUUUUUGGAUAAAAAGAGCUUUCCACGGGUAGUAGCCCAAAUUUCACAGCCUUAUAGUCACGAAAUUUCAAGUUUUUUUCAAGAUCCAGUGAGAUUUUGGCAGAAAUUUAAUGGAUUUAUGUGCUCCAUGGACAGUUUUAGGGUCUUGAGAUAUCUAUGACGAAUUUUAUAGAAAAAAAUUUUUUUGACCUCAUCUCUAACUUUUAAUCAAAGAAAAAAAUAUAUCCAUUGGUGUAAAAAAAAGUCUGAAACAUCACUUUUUGCAGGUGAUCCUGAAAAUCACUGGCCAAUCUUGAUCGCCAGCUGGUUCCGUGUUUAUUAUAUGGUUUUCGCUGUGAAUGCGUGAGUUUCUUUUUAAAAAUUCCGAGAAUUUACUGAAAAAUACGUUCCAGAGUCGGUUCAUUGGCAUUUGAGCGUUAUUUCGCGACGAUUUGGGCCGUGAAUUACGAGAAGAAGAAGCGGAAAUGGAUAUCGUAUCUAAUUGUGUCGAUGAUGUUGAUCUCAGGAUCCAUUGUUUCAACUGUCAUAUUGUUGGGUGAGUUCUGCAGCCGACCAGAAACUACUUGCGCGCGGUGACACUUUGAAAGGUGACUAGAGAGAAACUUGCUCUAUUUUGGCGCUUAAAAGGGCGUCUAUAUGGAAACAAGCUUGCUGGAUUCAGUUUUUUGAGCUUGUUUUUGAACUGGACUUGACAAAAACUGGAUAGGUUUGUGAAAAAAGAUGGCUGCUCAAAAUUAAGAGAUAAAUUUUGGAUUGAGCUCGAUUUAUGGGUGAUAGACAGAUUUGGCCAAAAAGAAUAACUGUCUUUUGCAAAAUGUCCUGAAAAAUUUAGCUUGAGAUUUUUUUUAAAAAAAGUUUUUUUAAAAAAGUUUCCGAGUCUUUAAGGCUUCAGACAGCACUCUUUUUUGACUUUGACCGGUCAUAACUUUUUUCUUCGACCUUUCUGUUAUUUUUCAAGCGCAGAUUCAAAACCACCGUAAAAAACAGCAUCUGGUGAACAUAAUCUCAAUCAGAAGUCCCACUGUGAACUGAAAUCAUUCCCUUGUGAGGAAGAAUUUAAACGCAGCGCGACCGCGAUGCUUCAAAAAAAAAUUUGAUUCUUUCAGAAUUUUUCUCGCUCAUCCCUUUGGUUAUUAUUGGUGUUGGUACUAAUAUUUUCUUCCUAGCGGUUUGUCGUUGAUCAAUUUUUUAAAAAGAGAUCGAAAUUCAGAUAUUUCCUCUUGUUGUUCAAUACAAAUCGACUCAAAGCUGAGACACUUAGAAAGGCCGAGAAUUCGGCGAGAAGUCCCUACACGCUGAGUUAUCGGUUCCAGCUCAAGGAGAAUUUGCGAGUUAUGAAGGUGAGAAUUUUAUCCAGAAAAAAUAGCCGCGGAUUGAAGUGUUUUGCGCUCUGUGGAUAAUCAUGUAGGAGCGGAAAAGGGACAUUUUUUGACUUGACUUCGGAGGAUGAAAAAAAAAAAGAUUAGCUUGGAAACUUGGACCAAAAAAGAUCAUAAAGCUUACCGGAGAAAAAAUGGCCGAAAUUAAGGAUUUUAUUUGCGCUCCAUGGAGAAUCGUGAAAAAAAUAAAUGAAGCUGGACCAUUAUGCUAGUCAAAUACUCCUUGAAUGGAAAAAAAAUCUGUAGUUUGGUUUUUUCCACAACUUGGAACUGCCUGGUUUCUCUGGGUACUCUUUUCCCUCGGCAAUUAUUUUAUAUUCUACCUCUUUUACGAGAGAAAAGAGAGCGCAGACAGGUCAGACUGCAAAAAUGCUCUAACACGCGCCCGACUUGAAACAACUUGACUUCGCAAAAUUUUGUAACCUUUUUUUUUGCAGUUACUUCGAAACGCUGUCAUAAUAUGCACGGGUGGCAAUUCUGUAUGUGGCUGUAUAAUGAUAGGUUUUUUUUUUCUUUAUGAUUAAAAUUAACAAAGCCUUGAAAUGAAAUUUCAGCUUCAUUUUCCGAAGUUUUCAAAGGUGUUCAAGCCGUUUAUGUCCAUUCCGCCUUCAAUCUCAGCAUGGCGGUGUGAGUUUUGAAUAAAAUUAUAAAAAAAAGAUUUCUAUCCAGAUUUGUUAUCGUUUUAAGCUUAACUUGCUUGUUAUCCGACGAUUCCUAUAGAAAACAGUUUUUCUCAAUCGCCAUUGUUCGUAAGUUUUCUCUAGAACAAAAAACUGAAUAAUUUUCAUGAAAAAUUCAGGACUUUUCUCAAAUUUGCUCCUUCGACCUUGUUAUGCGGAGGAAUUGAAAAAGGCAAACACUGUGGCGGACGUCGUCAAAAAUGAAACGCAUAUUUAUUUCACUUCACUCGCCGAACAGUGGGAGCAAUACCGACCUCCUGAAGUUUAUUUGAAGAAGAGGAGCACACUCGAGAAAAUGUGA